AUGGGCAAAGGAUCGAAUGUUCAAAAGGCGCAAGCAGCGCGAGAGCGCAACCAGAAAAAGAUGGGCAAAUCGGACGAAGAACGAAAGGCUGCCCAAGCCAAAUCCAAAGCCGAUGCCGCCGCGUUUAUGUGUUUGGCAUGUCGUCAAACCUUCAUGGCGAAUGCCCGACCUCCCCUCCUCUACCAGCACGUUAUUGCCAAGCAUCCCGCCGGGACCGAUCCAGCCUCGUGUUUUCCACAACUCAAAGAUUUUGAUCCCAACGAUCCCAAGGGAGAGAAAAAGCCCCCCGCGGGAGGAGCUGGUGGACCCGUCAAACCCAAGAAAACCAACAAAAAGAAAGAUGACAAUUUGGAUGCCUUGUUGGAUGCUGGAUUGGGUGGAAACAAGAAAAAGGGUGGCAAGAAAUAA
Messenger RNA from Seminavis robusta, 408 nucleotides. Lineage: Eukaryota; Bacillariophyta; Bacillariophyceae; Naviculales; Naviculaceae. The record is from the annotation of a GenBank genome assembly.